CUGCUACUGAUGACCCUCCGCCCCCUGCACCUGAGGUUCCCGAGGGCUUCUCCAAUGACCUAUUGGCUAGGAUUCGCUCUGAGCAGCAAGAUGAUCCCCUAUGCAAGAAUAUUGUCCGAGUCUUCUCUGAGAGCUGUUCUGACUUCACUGCGAGCUAUAUUCGAAACCUCAAGAAGUUCUUCAACAUCGAUGAUGAUGGCCUGGUUCUCCGCACCGUCGAAGCCCCUGAUGGGAGACCUACUAUUGUUAUCCCCUCCACCUUGGCCAGUGAAGUGAUUGAAGCCGUACAU
This is a messenger RNA of Perkinsus marinus ATCC 50983, 290 nucleotides long. RefSeq lists its product as hypothetical. NCBI's taxonomy places the organism in Eukaryota, Perkinsozoa, Perkinsida, Perkinsidae. The record is from RefSeq and is a predicted model, not a curated record. The annotation marks the transcript as partial. The transcript has a single exon.